AUGGUUUUCUUUGUUGACAGUGGCCCAAGUGCCUCACUCUGUGAUGCUACGACAGUCCGUCCAACUCACGACCUUGAUCGACGCCUAGCCCAUCAUCAUCACGAACCAACUCCAUCCUUAAGGACAAGUGGUCCACCUGAUAGCAUUCAGGGUCAAAGGCCGCCUAUGAGAGCGUCAAUGACAACCAGUCUUUCUCUGAGGACAAUCAGCGCAACUGGUCUCCAGCCCUUCCAAAACAUCGCAAUGACUCCCGUCAGUUGCCAGCCAGGUAUCGCCAUGCCUUCGCCGAUCCUUCAAUACCCUACAGCUCUGUAUCCCACGACGGCGAUGAAUGCAGCUUCGGCGUCCAGUGAUCUGAAGCAACUUACUCUUGCCCAGUACCAUGCCAUGCAUCCCCACUCCGCUUUUCCAACAGAUCUCUCCAAGUACAAAUCCCCAUUUAUCAACAGGAAUUACCUUGAGUUAGCCAUGCUGGUAUGUAACACAUUCCGUGGUAAAUUGUUUCCUUGUCCACACUGUCGUUACGUCACAGAUAGACGGAACAAUCUCAAACGUCAUGUAUCCACCAUGCACCAAGCGUGUGAGAAGGUGUUAGAAUGCUGUGGAGUUACAUUCACAACGAAAGCAUCUCUCCGUGAGCACAUCAUGAUAUUCCAUCACAAUGGAUAUUCGUGCCCAUAUUGUGGCAGGCGAUUCUGCCGGAAAGCACUUUUAAAACGACAUUUAUCGGUGCAUAGUGGACAAAAGGAUUAUUCUUGCCCACACUGUGACUAUGCCACGAGUCAUAAGAGCAACCUUGAACGUCACAAACGCAUCCAUGAUCGGCUAAAAGCAGGGGAGGAUUGUUCUAUAAUUGAUGUCGAACAGGUGUCCGAACUUUCUGUGGAUGCAUCACUACAUCCUAGUUGCUUACGUAUGUGUACUGAUGACGAAAGCGACAAUGAUGACGACGAACUCAACGUAACAGAUGACCCGGACAUCAUCCCAUUCUCGGCUGGUAACGCAUGCACACAGGAUAAUUUUAAAGAUGUGAAAAUGAUUCAGGGUGAUGUUAACAAGACAGCCCUAAAUUUGUGUACGACAAUGCACUAA
Messenger RNA from Ylistrum balloti, 1092 nucleotides. Its product is annotated as zinc finger protein Gfi-1b-like. The record is from RefSeq and is a predicted model, not a curated record. Gene Ontology annotation, biological process: regulation of gene expression. Bases 1 to 1092 code for a protein of 363 amino acids. The transcript has a single exon. Lineage: Eukaryota; Metazoa; Mollusca; Bivalvia; Pectinida; Pectinidae. Gene Ontology annotation, cellular component: nucleus.